Molecule: messenger RNA, 2476 nt
Organism: Cucurbita pepo subsp. pepo (vegetable marrow)
Lineage: Eukaryota; Viridiplantae; Streptophyta; Magnoliopsida; Cucurbitales; Cucurbitaceae
Source: RefSeq, a predicted model, not a curated record
GGUCAAGUGAGGCCCGCCCCGCUUCUUCCUAUUAUAAAUUCUCGACGACUCACAUUUCACUCCUUUUUCCCUUCUCCGUCUCUCUUUUCUUCCCUUCCUGUGUCAUCUUCUUUCUCCAUUUCUCCCCGUGUUUUUCUUUCCACGGAACGAUUUUCGUCCAUUGAGAUCUGAUUAAUUCGGGAAGACGGAGAAAGGGAUGCGCUUUUUUCUUCCUUUCUAGGGUUUCUUUUCUGCCUCGCCCUCCAUUGCUUUGCAACUGCGUGUUGCUGCCGUCUGUCUGGGCUUUUUUUUUUUUUUUUUUUUUUUUUAAAUGGACGGAGGGGGAGGAACUUUGUCUUCAAUGGAUGCUUUUGAUUCCUUCCUCUUCUCUCUUAGCAAUGCAUUUUCUACUCCUCUUGCACUCUUCGUUCAGAUCCAGGGAUGCGUUAUCUGCCUAGUUCUUGCUUUUGGGUGGGCUUGUGCUGCUUAUGUCAGAAAUAGAGAAAUUAAACGUAUAAAGGGGAGAGUUCGAGCUGGCAAUAGCUUUGCUUUCAUUUGCAAUGACAUCAGUGAACUCGAGCACUCCAAUCAAGUCAAUCUACCGAGGGUGACAGUUAUUAUGCCUUUAAAAGGGUUUGGAGAACAUAAUUUACACAAUUGGAGAAGCCAGGUGACGUCCCUUUAUGGAGGUCCUUUAGAAUUUCUUUUUGUGGUGGAAAGUACGGAGGACCCUGCUUACAAUGCUGUAUUGCGGUUGCUAUCUGAUUAUAGGGAUGAUGUGGAUGCUAGAAUUCUUGUGGCUGGGCUAGCAACAACUUGCAGCCAGAAAAUUCACAAUCAAUUGGUUGGGGUGGAGGAAAUGCAUAAAGAUACCAAAUAUGUGUUAUUUUUGGAUGAUGAUGUCAGGUUACAUCCUGGAACAAUUGGAGCCCUCACAGCUGAAAUGGAAAAAAAUCCUGAUAUAUUUAUCCAAACUGGAUACCCUCUUGAUUUACCUUCGGGGAGUUUAGGGAGUUAUUGCAUCUAUGAGUAUCAUAUGCCUUGUUCAAUGGGCUUUGCUACUGGUGGAAAAACAUUUUUUCUUUGGGGAGGUUGCAUGAUGGUAAGUUGGUUCUACAUCUUUGUAACUACUGUAUGUGUAAGAUAUCAAGCUAUCUUAACUUCAUUCGACUUGUUACAGAUGCAUGCUGAUGAUUUUAGAUAUGACCGUUAUGGAGUGGUCUCUGGACUUCGAGAUGGUGGAUACUCAGACGAUAUGACUCUAGCGGCUAUAGCAGGUGCUCAUAAGAGGCUUAUUACAUCACCUCCUGUUGCAAUUUUUCCUCAUCCUCUUGCUAGUGAUCUUAACUUGGGAAGGUAUUGGAAUUACUUGAGGAAACAAACAUUUGUUUUGGAAUCAUACAUAUCACAUGUUAACAAGAUAAUGAACCGAGCAUUAUUUACAUCUCACUGCUAUCUGUCGUGGGGGUUUGUGGCACCAUACUUUAUGUCUAUGAUCCACGUUGCCGCAGCACUACGGUUCUAUACUAAAGGGUACUCACUCGAGGAAGCAGGUUUUAGUUCUGUGGGGAUGUCAAUGGUCUGCAGUCUUGCUGCAUGCACCGUUAUAGAACUCUUCUCAAUGUGGAACUUGACACGGGUAGAAGUUCACUUAUGCAACAUUCUGUCCCCUGAGGCUCCCCAGCUCUCUCUUGCUUCCUACAACUGGGGAUUGGUAUUCAUUGCAAUCUUGGUGGACAACUUUUUGUACACUAUCUCUGCAAUACGUUCUCAUUUUUCUCAAUCAAUCAACUGGUCAGGCAUUCGAUAUUACUUGAAAGAUGGGAAGAUAAACAAGAUUGAAAGAAGUAUACCAAAAGUUGAUAUGGGUCCAAUUUAUACGGACUUGGGAGGGAAGCAUUUGUAUGGGAAGAAAGGAAUGGCUCCAAAGGUAUCAUUCCUGGGCUCCUUGGCCAAAACUUUGGCACAGUGGCGUCAACCUAAGAAAUUCGAUAGCUAGGAUAGAGUUGUUCACAAGAACUGCUAAUUAUUGAUGAUAUGAUGUGUUCCCAUUUGGGGAUCUCAUGGGGAAGGGCCGAUAGAGCAAUAUAGGUGAAAGAGUGGAUUGAAUAGCUUAGAUUCUUUGGGACUACUCUGCCGCUCCAUUUGUUGAUUGUUCAUUAUUAUAUAGAGUUCUAGGCACUUCCUCUCAUUCUUUUCUUUAUUCCUGUUUCAUCCAUUUUAUUCCCACCUCGCCAGGGUUUGAUUAGGUAAUUGGCAGUGAUUUUUUUUCCCCCCAUGUGAUUCUUGUAAUUUCAAUUAUACAACCUUGUGAUUUCCCCUCUUGUUUGCUAUUUGAAAUGAUGUAACUCUCUGGUAGUGACAGUCUAGUGAUUAUUGUGUACCUCCUUGUGCCCUCGGUAUUUAUGAUAUUGUAUUAAGUACUUAAGUAAUACGAAGUUGCGAUAUUGUUCUUGACUUUAUACUAUAUGAAUAAUACUAUAGCUACUAUUGGAAG